Molecule: messenger RNA, 1931 nt
Organism: Myxocyprinus asiaticus (Chinese sucker)
Lineage: Eukaryota; Metazoa; Chordata; Actinopteri; Cypriniformes; Catostomidae
Gene: cfap206
Product: cilia and flagella associated protein 206
Exons: 12
Coding region: 1-1866 (621 amino acids)
Biological process (GO): sperm axoneme assembly; regulation of cilium beat frequency; regulation of flagellated sperm motility
Cellular component (GO): axoneme; ciliary basal body
Source: RefSeq, a predicted model, not a curated record
AUGUCCCGCACGCAGGCUGAGAGCGUUAUAAGAAACAUCAUCCGUGAAAUCGCACAAAGCUGUUUAAACAGAGGACAAACUCUGUCUGAGACGCUUAUUGCGUUCAUGGUCAAAGCUGUUGUUUUGGACCCCAGGAAUCAUUUUAACGUGGACAAGACUCUUACAAAGCAAGAUGUGCAGAAACUUAUAGAGCUGUGUGUGGACAGACUCAUGGACCAGACGAGUCCAACUCUAAACACCAUAAAGAUGCAGGUCUACUUUGACAUGAACUACACAUCUCGAUGUGAGUUUGUGGAGGAGCAACAGAGAGUCCUGCAGUCACGUCUGUUGUCACUGAACAGAGAGAUCACAGACAGCAGAGCCAAGACCAGAGACGACCUGAACAGUCUGUAUGGAAAGAUAGUGAGCUACAUCAUACAACGCUCCAACCUCGGCUCAGCCACUGACAUCAACACUGUGAGAGAAACCACAGCGGCUUUGCAGAGUGUGUUUCCUCAGUCAGAGCUGGCCACCUUCAUGUCUCUGAUGAAACAAGAUAAAGAGCAGCAGCUCAGUGAACUCACUUUGAUCGUCAGCGGCUUGCGACUCUUCAACAAAGACAACAGGAAGGGAGGAGAGAGCAUACAAAACUUGCCUGCCUUCUUGAAUGAGGCACUGCCAGCUGCAGUCACAGACAUUGAGAGCGAACUGGCUGGAUCUCAGCGCUUGGCCUGGCAGUACACUGCCCUGCUGGAGAAGCUUUCGGACCAGGACACAGACCACAGUGACUGUCCUGUCGAUCCAGAUCUGCUCAAACAGGCUCUCUAUAACACACGACAGCAUGAGUCUUUCCUCAAACUCAUACUGGCAGACAUUAUCCUGUGUGCAAAGGAAGUGGUGCAUUUACAGUCUGAUCUGGCAGCUAGAAUGAAGCUCCUGAGGGACACGGUGCACUCGAAGACUGCAGUGCCCAUAGCCCAAGUUUUUCCUCAUUUCACAGCAUUGGCUGAACUCUGGGCAGGAUUGGAAGUUGAGAUGGCACUACAGAGCAUGCUCACUGACCUGGUGUCCAGUCUGAGGGUCUUCCUCUCUGCACAGUCUCUGUUGAGCCCAGAUCAACUGAAGCUGCUGCUGGAGGGACUGCAGGUGCAAACAGACAUGGAGAGAACCUCUGGGACAGCAGAGAGUAUCAACGUGUCAGAGAUGAGUACAUGUGAAUGGAUUUUCCCAGAGGUCACAGCUAACUUUGCCGAUCUGCCACUGCAGUAUAAGGGGGUCUGUGGGUACACCCUUGUAAAGAAGAACGGCCUUUUAGUCCCAGGUAAUCCAAAUAUUGGUGUCCUGAAACACAAGGAGAAAUACUAUGCGUUCAGCUACAAGAGCGCUGCAUAUGACUUUGCCUCUAAAGCAGAUGAGUAUAUAGCAGCUGUGGUAGAGAUAGCAAAGAGAUCGCCCGAGCUCAUCCAACUUCUCCAGCUCCAUCAUGAGUUCGCCUAUGUUACACCAUAUUCUGAGAUGCAGUCAGGGCAGAAACUGCUGGUGAAACCCAUCUGUAAAAGUGACAGCUGCACACAAACAGAAAUCCACCCUCUGGAGACCAACAUCGUCAAGUCCUUUGAGUGGAAUGAGUGGGAGCUGCGGAGAAAAGCCAUCAAACUGGCAAAUCUGCGUAAUAAAGUGACACGCUCCAUGCAGACCGAUCUGAGUCACAUGAGACGUCAUAACAGCACACAGACAUUCCUCCCUAAAGAUGCCUCCAGCCAGACAAAACGAGACAGGGAGAGUAACUUACCAAAACCACGAGUCUAUCUGGCAGGACUGAGAGGAGAGAAGACCAAAGCAUCACACAUGAUUAAGGUUGAUUUAACUAGAGCUGUUGAUGAAUGAAUUAUUAUAUCAGAGAACACUGUGCACAAAACCCAGACUCAAUAAACUGCUCAUUAAUUAUUGCA